Messenger RNA from Schizophyllum commune H4-8, 1731 nucleotides. RefSeq lists its product as uncharacterized. Lineage: Eukaryota; Fungi; Basidiomycota; Agaricomycetes; Agaricales; Schizophyllaceae. The transcript has 23 exons. Bases 425 to 1381 code for a protein of 318 amino acids. The record is from RefSeq and is a predicted model, not a curated record.
UGGACCCCGAAGAGCACACGAUGCUGGAGUCGUGUGAAUUGCAACUCUAACAGACUUUAGCAUCGAUGGACUCUCACCUGAGCCUACCUUUGAAGGGGGACUGCAGCCGGGCGGGCUACGCUUGCAGAUACGCAGUCGCACGGCGUACUUCCCCCUCCCCUGCCAUUCAUGCCGGAUCCAAUGUCAUCUGCGCAGGAUGCCGUGAACGCGCUGUUGCCAUGCACGGAAGUUGACUUUUCGGUGCACUUCGCGCCAUCAUAGAUCUGCGGCGGACCGGUGGGCCUUCUCGAGUUUUAUCCGUCUCCGACGCAGGGUCGUGGGAGCGGUUCAUGUCUCUUUUAUACCCCCACACGACAUCUGGUGCACAUCCGUCCUCCCUCUGUUUCUAUAGCCAGCUCGACGCUAUCGAAGGAAUUCCGCAAACAUGGGCCAGUGGGAUCUUACUCUGGGCGCGUAUCUGGUGGGAGUGGUCCUCUCCGCGUUCCUUCUUGGAGUGGCGUGUACACAAGCCGCUACAUACUACCAGAUAUACACCAAGGACCCAUGGUACAUCAAGUUUGUGGUCGGGUUCUCCUUGUUGACGACGAUUGGUCACCAAAUAUCGGUCACGGAUAAGAUGUAUGUCAACACGGUCACGUAUUAUCCGGACCCUACGAUCUUGGCGGACAUCGGCUGGGGACUCAUGGCUCAAACGUACUUCAACGCGUUCACCGCCAUUGCUGUCCAAGGCUUCUACUUCUAUCGCAUUUACAUCUUGCUCAACAAGAAUAUCUGGUACCCUGCGAUCCUGAGCGCACUCAGUUUCGCUCAGUUUGUUUGCGCCAUCGUCUACGCCAUCCGAUGCUCGACGAUCUCGACGGACCAGAUUGCGACGAAGUUGAACAACCUCGUAACGGCGGUGAACUCGAUUGGCGCCGGCCUGGACAUCAUCAUCGCCAUCACCAUGGUCGUCGUCCUCCUCCGUAGCCGCACCGGGUUCAAGCAAACCGACACGAUGAUCACGAUGUUGGUGGCCUACAUUGUCAACUCCGGUGUCCUCACGAGUGCGUGCGCCCUGGGCACCCUGCUGGCGCUCCGCGUCGGUAAUGGUGGUCAGACUUGGGUCGCUUAUCCGUUCUACUUCUGCCUUGGGCGCAUCUACUGUAUCUCGCUGCUGGCCUCGCUGAACACGCGUCGCCGCCUGCGCACCUCCAGCAGCGGCAGCCGGGACGAAGACUACGCCCUCUCCUACCGCGGCGGCCCCUCAAGCACCGGCAAUACCUCCGGGAACCGCGCGCCCAAUCAGCAAGGAAGCGUCCUCGUGUCCAUCGAGCGGACCGCUAUGACCGAUAACAAGGACGGCGAGUCCCUCGACGAUCGCAAGGGCGGCUUCCACGUGUAGUACUCCCGAAAAUCGCCAGCCACCCGGGCUUGUCAAUGUUUAUAUCUGUCCAUGGGUCCUGGGUCCGCGGUGGCUGGUUCUUCAUUGUCCACGGUGGUUGGUCCGCGUGGGUUCGUUGGCUCCUUUGGAUCUGCUGGUCCUCUUGGAGUCAACGCUUCGCACGAAUCUGCCACCUUACGAGGGUCAGCCGUCACAUCGGCCGUUGUUCAUGCACGUUUUGGGUAUCUCGUCUCGUUCUGUCUCGAUGCAUUUGGGUAGUGCACCCUUUGUAAGAUUGAAAAGCCAAAUAGAUCUGGAUCUGCCGCUCCUUUGCUACUCUCGUCGGCGUCCUCGCUAGUCUCAUCAUAUGC